Eurypyga helias (sunbittern) is the source of this 480-nucleotide messenger RNA. RefSeq names its product T-cell activation RhoGTPase activating protein (gene TAGAP). Gene Ontology annotation, biological process: signal transduction. The annotation marks the transcript as partial. The transcript has 5 exons. Gene Ontology annotation, molecular function: GTPase activator activity. Lineage: Eukaryota; Metazoa; Chordata; Aves; Eurypygiformes; Eurypygidae. The record is from RefSeq and is a predicted model, not a curated record.
AUGAAAGUGUUAAGCAGCUGUAAUACUUCAAAGACACUAAAUGCUGGGAACAUGGAGAGUCUGAUCGAGUGCCGGUCGGAGGCUGACACCAAGAAAAGCCCUGCACCAGUCCCCACAGAUACCGAGGCCGGACUUUGCCACCCAGCUGAUGGAACAAAGAAAAGGAAGAAGGGGAUAUCACAGUCAUUUACUCUGAGGCGAAGCUCUACCAAUGGGAAUUCCCCAGGGCAGCUAGACUCUGGUGCCAAAAUCCCUCUGUUUGGCCAGCCUUUGGCAAUUAUCUGUGGGGAAGAUGACACGCUGCCUCGGCCGAUCCAGGAUCUCCUAGCUAUAUUGUAUAUGAAAGGACCUUCCACUGAAGGGAUAUUCAGAAAAGCUGCCAAUGAGAAAGCACGAAAGGAGUUGAAGGAGGACCUAAACAAAGGCGGGAAUGUUGAUUUGAAAAGCAAAUCUGUGCACCUGCUGGCAGUGGUCUUGAAG